Molecule: messenger RNA, 330 nt
Organism: Dentiscutata erythropus
Lineage: Eukaryota; Fungi; Glomeromycota; Glomeromycetes; Diversisporales; Gigasporaceae
Source: the annotation of a GenBank genome assembly
AUGGAAGCUGUAAAUCAAACGCCUGAACAUUCCACUAUAUAUGAAGAAACAACCAGGACACCUUAUACAAUCGUUCGGUUGAAACGUAAACGCAAUGCUGAACCUUUGGACGCACUUGUUGUCCAGCAACAACUCGUAAAGAAGCCGAAACGGCAAGGCAGUCUUCCAAAAGAUAUGAAAUUGGUUGAGGAACAAAAACAGAAUGAAGGCUCGUCAUUACCUUUCGUUUUCCGAUUUGCGGAGACAGUUGAUGAGAUUAGUUUUAAUGAUUCAACAAAGUCACAGCAAUUGAAAGAUCGCAUUACAAAAUUAAUCAAUCGCAAAGAUAAG